GCGUCCAGGCUCCCCCCCGCGUUGCGUGCUCGGUGACGUCACACGCACAGGUAUAAAAGCGUGCGCUUGCAGCGUGGCCUUCUUUUCCGCGGGAGCGCUGGGGCCGGCAUGGCGCCGCAAAAGGACAGAAAAUCUAAAAAGGCAACUUGGAAAUUUUGCCUGGAUUUGACCCAUCCUGUUGAAGAUGGAAUCUUUGACUCCGGGAACUUCGAACAGUUCCUGAAGGAGAAGGUUAAGGUCAAUGGAAAAACUGGAAACUUGGGGAACACUGUUCACAUCGAACGUCUCAAGAACAAGAUCACAGUGACAUCUGAGAAGCAAUUUUCUAAAAGGUACCUAAAAUACCUCACAAAGAAGUACCUCAAGAAGAACAAUCUUCGUGACUGGCUUCGCGUGGUCGCCUCUGACAAGGAGACAUACGAACUACGCUACUUCCAAAUCAGUCAAGAUGAAGAAGGAUCAGAGUCUGAGGAAUAAAUGAAGUUUAGCUUUAUACUCAAUACAGUGUACAAAAGACUAGAACAUCUAUUUAUGAGAGCACUUUAACUUAUUGGUGAAUAAAGAUUUUGUACUCUGUUUGACAGAG
Molecule: messenger RNA, 586 nt
Organism: Dromaius novaehollandiae (emu)
Lineage: Eukaryota; Metazoa; Chordata; Aves; Casuariiformes; Dromaiidae
Gene: RPL22L1
Product: ribosomal protein L22 like 1
Exons: 4
Coding region: 109-477 (122 amino acids)
Biological process (GO): cytoplasmic translation
Cellular component (GO): ribosome
Molecular function (GO): structural constituent of ribosome; RNA binding
Source: RefSeq, a predicted model, not a curated record